Anisakis simplex (herring worm) is the source of this 1563-nucleotide messenger RNA. The record is from the annotation of a GenBank genome assembly. Lineage: Eukaryota; Metazoa; Nematoda; Chromadorea; Rhabditida; Anisakidae.
AUGAUUUUGAUGCUCAACAGUGUUUGUUUAGAUGAACACAUUCCAGAUGCGCAAAACAGGUCAUGUGUACAGCGAAGAUACGGCAGUAAUGGUGAGAAUAUUGUUUGCGUAUGCAAUGCGACAUAUUGCGAUGAUUUUCCUGAACUGGGCAAACUUAUGCCAUUCGCUGCUGCCAUUUAUAAGUCGUCACUGGGUGGUCUACGAUUUCAGAAGACCACCACAAAUUUUCAGCCGAUUACUUCCGUGUCUGAACCUUCGAAAUCAGUUAAACUCAAAGUAAACGGACAGUUGCACUAUCAGUCCAUUAUUGGCUUUGGCGGAGCAUUCACAGAUGCGGCUGGCAUUAAUAUCAAUUCACUUUCACCUCAAGCUUCGCAACAAUUACUGCAGAGUUAUUUUGGUGAACAUGGGUUGCAGUACUCAGCUGGGCGAGUUCCAAUAGCUAGCUGUGAUUUCUCUACUCGUGAAUACUCGUAUGAUGAUUCUGAGGAUGAUUUUGAGCUGGAACACUUCACUCUCACGAAUGAGGAUGCAUUCUUAAAGAUUCCUCAUAUCAAUCGAGCUAUCCAUUUAACGAAUGGUUCGUUGAAAUUAGUCGCAAGUCCUUGGUCUGCACCUGCAUGGAUGAAAACAAAUGGCCACAUGCGAGGAGGCGGAAAACUGAAAGGUGAUGAAAAUUCUACGUAUCACGUCACAUGGGCCAAUUACUAUGUGAAUGCGAAUGGCAUUAAGUUUUGGGGCUUAACCGUUCAAAAUGAACCAACCAGUGGCUCUAAACCAGAUUAUCGUUGGCAAACGAUGUUCUUCAAUAGUGAAACAGAAAGGCAUUUCAUUCGCAAUCAUCUUGGACCGACACUCCGAAAUUCAACAGUUGGCAGAGAUGUGAAACUAAUGAUAAUGGACGAUAAUCGAUACUUGUUGCCACACUGGGCUGAUUCUGUGCUGUCUGAUGAAGAUGCUGAAAAAUAUAUAUCAGGCAUAGCUGUUCACUGGUACGGCGAUUACUCUUUCGUACCCGCAAAACUUCUCUCAACAACACAUCAACGCCAUCCAAACAAAUUCAUUCUCGCUACCGAAGCUUGUAAUGGAGCUGGUGAAAUCGUCCGCGGACCCAUUCUAGGUGACUGGUAUCGAGCUGAUCAAUAUGCACACGACAUCAUUACGGAUCUUUCCAACUGGGUGGCAGGGUGGAUUGACUGGAAUCUUUGUCUCGACUUGCAAGGUGGUCCAAACUGGGUGAAAAAUUUCGUUGAUUCGCCAAUUAUUGUGAAUGCUAGCGCAGAUGAGUUUUACAAGCAACCAAUGUUUUACAUUAUGGGUCAUUUCAGUAAAUUCAUUCGUCCUGGCUCACAACGUAUCGCGUUAACAAUGUCCGAGGAGAUUGAUCGUUUAGAAGCAGUCGUUGUAAAGACACCAUCUUAUCAACGUGUGCUGGUGAUAAGCAAUCGAGAUGAUGAACUCAGUUACAGUUUACUGAUCGAAGAUGCAGCCAUCAACGCAAUGGCCCUUCAUGUCACGAUCGAGCCACGCACCAUUGCCACAAUUGUUUGGAAUAAACCCUAG